This is a messenger RNA of Linum trigynum, 4018 nucleotides long. NCBI's taxonomy places the organism in Eukaryota, Viridiplantae, Streptophyta, Magnoliopsida, Malpighiales, Linaceae. The record is from the annotation of a GenBank genome assembly.
AUACCUAAACUAUUAUAUUUUGAUACGGCAAAUAUAAUUAAAUUACAACUUAGUCAUUAUAAUGUAUAUUUUAUAUUUUGAUAACCCAAAAUUAAUUUUAAUGUAAAAUAAUUGAUCAAUUAUGUUUUGAUAUCUAAAUUUUAUGAGAUUUUCGUACCAACAAUUUUUUACUUUUACAUAAUGGUUCAAUGUUUAGAUUUCACUUGAAUCCAUGAAUUCAAUCCACCAAUCAUUGUGAACCAAUCCAUGAAUCCAAUCCACCAUAACAUAAAAGUAUAAAUUGAGUUUGUACCAUACAAGAUGCAUCACUCAACAGUAGGAGAGGAUUCAACCAUUUUAUAUUUGCUCAUUAAGUGACACAUUAAAAAAAUGAUGAAAGAGAGACGAGUCUAAAAUAUUGCAAAAUCGAAUUCAUAAACUCAUUUAGUACAUUUACGGGGUACUAAACAAACUUCUACUAACUACAUGUAACAGAAUAUGCGAAAAAUACAUAAGCAAUUCUUUUAUUUGACCGUCAAUAAAACAGUAAACUCUUUUCACCGAAGCAAUUUAUUGAUUCAUAAACUCAUUUAGUACAUUUACGGGGUACUAAAUAAACUUCUACUAACUACAUGUAACAGAAUAUGCGACAAAUACAUAAGCAACUGUCAAUAAAUUGCUUCGGUGAAAAGAGUUUACUGUUGUAUUGACGGUCAAAUAAAAGAAUUGGUCGAAACCUUUUCAUCAUCUGCAUUCCCUUUGUUUAAUUUUUGCAUUCGCCUUCCAUAACCCUUAGUACCUUAACUUUUGAAUUUAUACAAAUAGAUCUAAUUUUUGUAUGUGUAACUAAAACACCCUCGAAUAAAAUGGGUAUCCAUACCCAACUCAUACACAUUUAGAUUAUGAAAGUAAAUAUUCAUACCCUGCCCAAACCCAUCUACAAACUUCCAAACUCAUAUAUUCUCCACCCAUACCAUACAUAUAAUCAAUGAGUCUACUUGGUUUAUGUAAAUAUCAUUUAUUAGCAAAAAUUUUAAAAUUGGAUGUUAGCCGCCAUAUAUAUAUUCUCAGUGAUUAUUUUAUUUUCAAGUCAAUAUUACUAACAAAAUUGCUAACAAAAAAUUAAUUUAGACUAAAAAUACUAAAAAAAUACCAUAACAAGCCACAUAAUACAUACUUAUAGGCCAUCUCCGCUCCGCGAUAAGUCGUGACAUCGCCACUAGUUUAUAUUGAAAAUGGUAAUAGUGAGCACUAUCAUUAUCGCCCUGGCUGGCUGGGGGUUCUUGAAGUUUAUAUUACCAAGGCCAAGAGUGCAUUUGGAUAUCACCGUAUAUAUAGUAAUUCAGUGAUAAGGCUGUUAUUCGGAUGAAUUGGAAUUCCGGCACAGAAUGAAGCACUUAUAAGCCAAGAUACGUAUAGGUCUAGCUAUGUUUUAGGGUAUCUUGCCGGGGUUUGUAAAGAGAGAAGAGGCAGUUUUUGUAGGUUGGCUAAUCAAUAUAUCCAAAAAUUUCUACUCUGGGAUUUUAUCGCCCAAUUAAUUUAUAAAGCUAGCCCGCUUUACUCAGAACACAUAUUAGCUAGCUAAACGUGCAGACAGACAGACAGACGGAGAAAGAGAUGGGCGUGCAGGUUGGUCGCUCGGAAGCUCGAAUGGCCACAGUGCUGAUUUCGUCACUAAUUCUGACAACGAUCAAUGGAGGCUUCCACGGCGAUGUAAUGAUCAUCUUCUCUGCUGAAGCUGCCCUGGAUCCACUGUGCAGUGCCUCCCACGAAUGGUUUUGUAGUCCUACCAACACUUCCUUCCCAUCCGUGCAGAGAAAAAUAUUCUUGAAACUGAAAUCCCCGAUAGCGUGCGAUCGGUUCUAUUCUUCUUCAAGUACAGUACCAGACGCCUACGUACAUUAUUCUUGUGCUGAUGCCCAUGAUCCCAAAUGCGGUGACUGCUUAACCACAGCGACUCGGCUGAUGCGUUUUAAUUGUAUUGGCAAAGACGGAGCUCAGUACGGGACGGAGCAGUGUUGUGUUAGAUACGAGAAGGAAAAGUUUUGUUGAGCUUAAUUUGCUUAGAAAUUAUGUUGUUUAUGUUGUCGAUCCGAGCAAAGGUUCCCGCUAGCCAGGUUUCGAGCCAACAAAGGCUCAAAAGACUAGUCGAUAUAUGUUGUAACGGCCGGGGAAGAGAUGCGGUAUAAAUAAAACUAAACGAGUUAUUAAUAUGGAUGAUGAAUUUUUUUACUAUUUGAGUACACUGAAAAAUUUAAAUACAACUUUCAUAUAAUUAUAUAUUUUUUAGUACUAAUAAUAAGGAAAGGUCAAUUUUUAGCAGAUCUCAAUAAUAUAACGCUCAAACAUUUUUAUUUGAUAGUGGCUUGAGAGUAUCAGUACAGGACGGAACAAUGAGUUGAAGCGAAAGUACGUGUUAGCUAGUUAAAUCACUAUCGCAAGAAGUGCAUGCACAUGCUGAGAGUGACUUUAGACUUUAGAGAAAGGGAUAGAGUGUAAGUCUUAAAAUACACAAACCAUUGAUGCAUGAUAUGAAUGACCCUAGUUUGCAUGAUAGUGGUGAGUUCACUAUCUCUUACAAUAACGUAUCUUUUCUUUUAUACAUAUAUAAAUCGGAAACCCCUAAACGACUGUACUCUUCUUACUUAUUUACUUAAUUCUUGGGUGCCAUGCUGAUUGGUGUGAGUAGUUGUGCAUUUGAUGACCUUCGAAAUAUAAGACCCGACAACCUAUGAUUUAUCUCUUGUACUACACAAUCAAACUACGCAGGGAGCAUCGUCGACUCGCUGUGCACGAGAUCGAGUGUUGAGCAUUCAUGUAGUGGAGGCAGCCCAGCCUGUGCCAGGGGCCGAAGAUUGGCAUUGGGAGAGGCUUUGAUUCUCGCCCCGUGAUUCCGACCACGACCCUCAAAUUCACCGCUAGUCGAUUAUCGAUUCUAAUUGGUAGAAGGAGGAAAAGAAGGUGGGAUUGAACGGCCAAAUUUUUAUUGUCAAUAGGUUAUAGGUUUGGAUCAUCAGUAAUGGUGGAAAAGGAUGGAGGAGAAGAAGCUCCACGCACGAGAAGGAGGCGACAAUUUCUGGGUCAAUUUUUUUGAAAUUUUUUGUAAUUUAGUUGGAAAUCUUAUAUAUUUUUAAUAAUGUUAUCAUAUGUGGUACGGAAGUGGAAGACACCUAAGUGUUACUUCAUCAAUGGUCAGACAGACGAAGGUUGUUUACUGUUAGGUGAACAAUUAACUUUAACGGUCAACAUACAUUUUUGAAACACCUGAUAUUUUAGUUAGAUUCGUAUUUUUUGCUCUUUGAAGUUUCUUCAGAGCUCUCCGUGUUGUGGCAUAUCAUGAUCUUUCAUAGUACUUCUACUGCAUACAAACUAGGGGUGAAACUUGACCGGGAAGAACCACUGACCCAUCCCGAUUCCCUACGCGUCCCGUCCUGACGCAUCCCGUCCCUAAGGGUCGGGACAUGUCAGUUUGUCUAGAGGGUCCGAUUAGGGAUGGGUCAUUUGAUGACCCUGUAAGGGUCGGGACAUGUAGGGACAAAUUAGAGAUGGGUCACGUUUUGACCCUUAGCAACAACAAAUAUCUCACACCACAUUGGACCUUUUUGUAAAUUUUAAGAAAUUUAGGUAGUAACUUGUAAAAAUAAAAAAAAUGGCUACCAAAAUUGAAUUAUACACCAAAAUUUAUGGACUUAUUUGUAAAAAAUAAAUUUUAGGUACUAAAUUGUAAGAAAAAUAAUUUUGGGUAUCAAAACGUGUAUAAAGGUAGUGUGUUGAUUUAGGGUCGACCCACUGACCCGAACCGUCCCGACCCGACCUGACCCAACUCUUGAGGGUCAGACAGGGUCAAGAAGGAAACAGGGACGGGACGGAUCAUUUAUACAUCGUGACCCUUCAGGGACGGGUCACACAGGGUCAGGGACGGGACAAGCAAAUUUUCAGCCCUACAAACUAUGGAGUACAAUCAAAGUCAGUCUUGUAAUUUAGUUGUUUUUCCAUAUCUCUGGACUUCCCUUGGUUCAAAGAAAAAAUAAGGGAAAGA